Messenger RNA from Rotaria sp. Silwood2, 2418 nucleotides. Lineage: Eukaryota; Metazoa; Rotifera; Eurotatoria; Philodinida; Philodinidae. The record is from the annotation of a GenBank genome assembly.
AUGAAUACUGGAAAAUCUGAUGAGGAUGAUGAUGAUUAUGAUUAUCAUUCACCUCCAGCUGUAACAUCAUCAGAUUCACGUCCUGACACUCCCAAUUAUUCUCAAAAUAGACAAGGAAAUAGAAACAAUCAUAUGUGUCAAGACAAUCGUGAUACACUUAUUAAUGAGGAUAUAAAAAGCAAUGAAUAUUUAUCUGCAUCAAUAUCUCCAAAGUCAACAAAACAACCACCAAUUGUUCCUCCACCUUUUGCAUCUUCUCUUCCAGUGCGUCAUCAUAGUAAUAGUGACAGUUCAUUAAAAAACAAUAUCAAUGGAAAAGAUCAUAAACAAAGUAAUCAACCACCUGAACUACCACCUAAAACAGCACGAGUCAUAGCUGCAGCUGGCAAAUCAUCAUCGUCUAAUAAGACUAUUAAAAGCCCAACGACUAAUACAAAUUAUCGUCCUCCUGCAACACCUACAUCAAAAGAUGUAAGCCCAUCAAAUGAAUUACAACCAGUGCAUCGACAAAAGUCAAAAAGUAAUAGGCGAAAAAUGACAGAAGAAGAAGCAAUAAAAGAACUUGAACCGAUAGCUGGAAAAGAUGAUCCAAUAUCAAGAUUUAUUAUUAAAUAUUUGUUUUAUCUUAUUAACAGAGCAGCAGGUGAUGUUGAUUUAGCCAUUGAUACAAAAACAAAUACAAAGAUAGCUAUAAAACGAAUGCUUUGGUCAAAACAACCAAGAAAAGAAUUAAUUGUUGGUGAAAUUCUUGUCAUGAAAAAUUGUCGAUUUCGUUCAAUAGUUAAUUUUCUUGAUUGUUAUUUAAGACCAAAUGAAUUAUGGAUUGUAAUGGAAUAUAUGAAUGGUGGACAAUUAACACAAAUGGUUGAACAAACAGUUCUUGAUGAAGGUCAAAUGGCAGCUGUUACAAAAGAAUGUCUUGAAGCAUUACAAUUUCUUCAUAGUAAAAAUAUUAUUCAUCGCGAUGUUAAAUCAGACAAUGUACUUGUUGGUUUCGAUGGUUCAAUAAAAUUAACGGAUUUUGGCUUUUGUGCUCAAUUAGCAAGUACAGACAGUUUACGAACAACAAUGGUCGGUACUCCUUAUUGGAUGUCACCAGAGGUGAUUAAAAAACUCAAAUAUGAUCGAAAAGUUGAUAUUUGGUCACUAGGUAUUCUAGUGAUUGAAAUGAUUGACGGUUCACCACCGUAUAUAAAUGAACAACCUUUUCGUGCUAUGUGCAAAAUAGCCAUGCAAGAAGAACCUCCAUCAAUUAGUGCUGAAUCUCAAGCACGCAUAUCAAGUGACGCAAUGAAUUUUCUAAAGCAUUGUCUACAAAUUGAUCCUAAACAACGGGCUGAUACAGCUGAACUUCUUGAACAUCCAUUUAUUAAACAUGCUAAACCAUUAAAAUCACUUUGUCCAAACAUAAAAGCUGUUUGCAACAAUGAUAUGUUGAAUUUCAAUUGGAAUUCAAUUGAUGAAUCUUCAUUUCAAGGUCAUCUAAACAAAUAUACAAAUGCAUUUAAAGGAUAUCAAAGCAGAUAUUUUGUACUAGAUGCACAAGCAAAACAUUUGCUAUAUUUUAUGCCAGAUGAAGUUCGAAAGAAAGGCCCAAGAGGUGUAAUUGAAUUAACAGAUUGUUGGAUAUCACCAUCGAACGAGGAUGAUGUUACUUUCGCUGUACAAACUGGAAGUGGAGAUGCUUAUAAAUUACGAGCAUUUGAUGCUAAAGAAAGACAAAAAUGGAUAGAUAAAUUAAGAACAUGUUCAGGAUCGAAUGCAGCUAAUCUUUAUGUUUCAUCUUUACCAAUAUCAAAAACGCAUCAAACAAAUACAUCAACAACAACAUCAACUAGUUUACCCAAUGAGUCAAAUAUUCGUUCUUCGACUCAAAGAAAUUCCAAAUCAUAUGAAAAUCAACACACACUUAAAGAACUUAAAGAAGUCAUACGUUGUGUUGAAGUCAAUCAACGAGAAUUUGUUGAAACAAUUUAUACAUUGCCUGAUGAUAUUCCUUUGAAUUCAAUGGCUAAAAAUAUGUUACUUCUUCGUUCCAUAUCUCAAUCAUGCAUAGGCUCAUUACAGGAUAGCUUAACAAUACUUACUAGAAGAAGAACGCCUGAGAAUGAAAUACUUACUACGUCUGUACCAUCAACUCCAUUACUGCAAUCAUCAAUAUCAAUAACAAAUACUUCUAAUAAGCAAUUGACUCAAUCUUCUAAUAAUAGUACUAGUGGAAAAUCAAGUUCACCUGGUGGUGUAUCAUCACAAUCAAAUCCAUUUGCUGUACAGACCAGAACUUUAAGAGUGACUCCCAAAAUUAUUCGAUUACGUUUAUUUUCAUUUUUUUUCGCUGCCGUAAGAACUAUCAAUAAUCCAAAUAGUAAUUUUAGUAGAGCUUUUCAUUUACAAGAAGAAAAGUAUUAUAGUUUUUAG